Messenger RNA from Trichobilharzia szidati, 768 nucleotides. NCBI's taxonomy places the organism in Eukaryota, Metazoa, Platyhelminthes, Trematoda, Strigeidida, Schistosomatidae. The record is from the annotation of a GenBank genome assembly.
GGAUCAAUCAAAAUGAAUCGACAGUGGAUCCAUCGUCUCUAAGUCAAGAAGGCAUAGCUGAUCAUUUGGGUGUCACAUGUUUAGCUACAACAAUGUUUAACACUUUACGUCAAAAACCCAUGAAAUUGAGCACAUUUCUUGGUUUACCAGUAACAAAUAGUCAAUUAUCAUCAUCGACAGUCAAUCAUUCACAAGUUGGUGAAUUAUGUGGAUUAACUUUGCAAUAUUGUCAUGCAAGAUUGUGCAGCCUUGAAUCUCGUAUGAUAUCCUCUGGUUUAUUAUUACCGCCAACAAGUGUUCGUCCAGGCGAUCAUGGAUCCCUUGUAUAUGAUGAACAUAGUCUUAUUCACUAUUAUGAUCAACUGAACGAGUGGCCUUCAACGACAGCUAAUGAUGAAUGUUUUAUAGCAUUGAUUAAUGAAUUAUCCAGAUUUUCAUCUGUCCUGCAGUCUGCUUAUUCAAGCUAUGAACCGCACUACAUACUACAGUAUGCCUUACAACUUACUUCUGCUAUAAACUCUGCAUGGAAACGCUUACCAGUCCUAACAUGUUCAAGUAGAAAUGACCAGUUGUUACGCGCAUUUAUUUUUCUAGCCUCAAGAAAUGUACUUGCCUCUUGUCUUCAAUUAAUGGGAAUUAUGCCUUUGAAAGCGAUUUAAUAUAUAUAUUUAGCAAAAAUAUCUACGAUUAACUUUUUAUGUAGUCAUUUAUUACAGAUAGAUUAUUUAUUUUGUAAUAUUUCAAAUAGUAAUACAUUUUUUUGUAUGU